CUGUGCAUUAAUUGUUCUGCUAUUUGAUAAUCUUGAUGUUUGUCUGCAGGGUGUGUGUGUGAUUAAAAAAACUCUUGCAGGAGCAUCAAAGUGAUGUGAAGCUACCUUCCAAGAUGACUCUCUUAACAGGAGAAAAUUCUGAUUAUGACUAUAGUGCCCUGAGCUGUGCUUCAGACACUUCCUUCAACCACACAUUCUUUCCAGAAACAGAAGCCCUCAAGGGUGUCUUCUACCAAAGAGCCAAGCUAAUUCACCCUGAAAAUGAUCUCUUUAAAAGCAUUCACCCUGAAGACCGAAAGCACCAUAUAAUUAUAAAUGUAGGGGGCAUUAAAUACUUGCUCCCAUGGACCACACUUGAUGAGUUCCCCCUGACGCGCUUGGGACAAUUGAAAUUUUGCAACAAUUUUGAUGACAUUCUAAACAUCUGUGAUGAUUACGAUGUGACAUGCAAUGAAUUCUUUUUUGAUCGCAACCCAGGAGCCUUCAGGACAAUCCUGACAUUUCUGCGGGUCGGGAAGCUUCGGCUCUUGCGAGAGAUGUGUGCUCUUUCUUUCCAAGAGGAGCUGCUCUACUGGGGUAUUGAGGAGGACAACCUGGACUGGUGCUGCAAGAGGAGGUAUCUGCAAAAAAUGGAGGAGUUUGCUGAACUGAACGAAAGGGAGGAUGACCUCAUAGAAAACGAAAACCCGGGUGAGACAGUGGAGGAGACAAAAGUUAGCCUGUGCAUGAAAAAUUUGCAAGACAUGGUAGAGAGGCCUCAGUCUGGACUUCCUGGAAAAGUGUUUGCCUGUUUAUCUGUAUUGUUUGUGACCAUUACUGCAGUGAACCUGUCCAUCAGCACCAUGCCUGACUUGAGGGAGGAGGAGGAGAAAGGUGAAUGCUCCCAGAUGUGCUACAAUAUUUUCAUUGUGGAGUCUGUCUGCGUGGCGUGGUUUUCACUGGAGUUCCUGCUAAGAUUCAUCCAGGCAAAGAGCAAGUUUGCAUUUUUGAGGAGGCCACUGACCCUGAUUGAUAUUAUUGCCAUUCUGCCCUAUUACAUCACUUUGCUAGUAGAUACCACCUCUGUGGGUUAUAAAAAGCCAAGUUCUGGAAGCAUCUACCUGGAUAAAGUCGGGCUGGUGCUCCGUAUACUCCGUGCCUUGAGGAUUCUGUACGUGAUGCGGCUGGCCAGACACUCCCUCGGCCUGCAGACUUUAGGGCUCACCGCUCGUAGGUGCACUCGUGAAUUUGGACUCUUGCUGCUCUUCCUUUGCGUGGCCAUUGCACUUUUUGCACCGCUCUUGUAUGUCAUUGAAAAUGAGAUGGCAGAUUCACAGGAGUUCACCAGCAUCCCUGCAUGCUACUGGUGGGCUGUAAUCACCAUGACAACAGUAGGCUACGGCGACAUGGUUCCCAGAAGCAUUCCAGGCCAGGUGGUGGCAUUAAGCAGCAUCCUAAGUGGCAUCCUCCUCAUGGCAUUUCCCGUCACCUCCAUUUUUCACACAUUUUCCCGCUCUUACAUUGAGCUAAAGCAAGAACAGGAAAGAAUCAUGUACAGGAGAGCACAGUUCUUAUUAAAAGCAAAGUCUCAGCUGAACAAUGCAUCACAAGGGAGUGACAUUAUAUUUCCCACUAUCUCUUCUGAGACUAGGAACAAUGAAUAAUAUUUACAUCUGUCUGAUGUUGGGCAAUGUUUUGCAGUGAUAGAUCCCAUCUUAUCAUUUGCUUUAGAAGCUUUUAAAAAAACCUUUAUGCAAAUAGCAAGGAAAGAGUUGUUAGCCUGUGAGCUGAUGUGGUUUGAGAAACCAGUUAUUAAUUUUAUUUUUGUCCUUCAAUAAAGUGUACAGCUAAUACAGUGUUCCCUUUAAAUUAUUAGUUCUUUAAGUUAUCUAUGACCAAAAAUGAGAACAACAAAACGUUAUGUAUCUGGCACAAGCUGUUGUCAUUUGUAAUAUUAAUUUUCCAAACAAGCCAUAAUGUACGUAUAAAUGUUGAUCAUAAAGAAGGUUGGCCUUCUUUAUUUUCUUGUAGAUAAAUACUGUAAAUAAAAUAAAUUCAGAGCUAAAUUCA
Molecule: messenger RNA, 2049 nt
Organism: Alligator mississippiensis (American alligator)
Lineage: Eukaryota; Metazoa; Chordata; Crocodylia; Alligatoridae
Gene: KCNG1
Product: potassium voltage-gated channel modifier subfamily G member 1
Exons: 3
Coding region: 114-1643 (509 amino acids)
Biological process (GO): protein homooligomerization; regulation of delayed rectifier potassium channel activity; potassium ion transmembrane transport
Cellular component (GO): membrane; voltage-gated potassium channel complex
Molecular function (GO): delayed rectifier potassium channel activity
Source: RefSeq, a predicted model, not a curated record